Botrytis byssoidea is the source of this 1155-nucleotide messenger RNA. RefSeq lists its product as uncharacterized. The coding region runs from base 1 to 1155 and encodes 384 amino acids. Gene Ontology annotation, molecular function: high-affinity zinc transmembrane transporter activity. The record is from RefSeq and is a predicted model, not a curated record. Gene Ontology annotation, biological process: zinc ion import across plasma membrane. Lineage: Eukaryota; Fungi; Ascomycota; Leotiomycetes; Helotiales; Sclerotiniaceae. Gene Ontology annotation, cellular component: plasma membrane. The transcript is spliced from 3 exons.
AUGACCGACUUCAACCCCAACAGUGUCGAUCUAGACACAGCUGAUCCAAAAGAUAUCAUUUGUUAUCUCGGUCUUGGUGAGAAUGAGUACAAUGGAAAAUUGGGAGCUCGUAUCUCUGCUCUCUUCGUGAUCUUGAUCGUCUCCUCGGCUGCUACCUUCUUUCCCGUUAUUGCUGCAAGAGUCAGCUGGGUUAAGAUUAAUAUCUAUGUCUACCUCUUCGCUCGUUACUUUGGUGCUGGGGUUAUCAUCGCAACUGCUUUCGUCCAUUUACUUGAUCCCGCCUAUGGAGAAAUUGGUCCCGACACGUGUGUUGGAAUGACUGGUGGCUGGGCCGAGUAUUCUUGGGUACCUGCUAUUGUUUUACUCUCAGUCUUGUCCAUCUUCAUGAUGGACUUUGCUGCUGAACAAUAUGUUGAUCGCAAGUAUGGCUUCGCACAUGGUCCAUCUAUCGAAGAUGUUGUCACCAAUCAACCUGGCAACAACACUGUUCGUCGCGCAACCCUCACACACAAUCAACUUCAUUCGGGUGAUCAAGAUCCAAACCUCUUCGAUAACAUCGCACAAGCUCAAGAAUUGAAGGAUCACAGCCCUGCAUCCAACUCUUUCUCCAACGAAAAGGAUGUUGAGAAGAUUACAACUUCCUCUGAGAUGGCAGAAGAACGUUCUUUCCGUCAACAAAUUUGUGCUUUCUUGAUUCUCGAAUUUGGUGUCAUCUUUCACUCUGUCAUCAUCGGUCUUAAUCUUGGUACUGCCGGUGAUGAGUUUGCAACUCUCUACCCUGUCCUGGUCUUCCAUCAAUCCUUUGAGGGUCUUGGUAUCGGCGCUCGUAUGUCUGCCAUUCCUUUCCCCAAGCGUUUCUCUUGGCUUCCAUGGGUUCUUUGCGCAGGUUAUGGUCUCACCACACCCAUCGCUAUUGCCAUUGGUCUUGGUCUUCGCACAACUUAUAACUCUGGUUCAUUCACUGCCAAUGUCAUCUCUGGUGUUCUCGAUUCCAUCUCUGCUGGUAUCCUCAUCUACACUGGUUUAGUUGAGUUAUUGGCUCGUGAUUUCUUGUUCAACCCAGACUUGACUCGUGAUAGGAAGAGACUUACAUUCAUGAUCUGUUGCGUUUUACUCGGAACAUUCAUCAUGGCUCUUCUUGGUAAAUGGGCUUAA